Styela clava is the source of this 1386-nucleotide messenger RNA. RefSeq names its product ubiquitin carboxyl-terminal hydrolase isozyme L3-like. NCBI's taxonomy places the organism in Eukaryota, Metazoa, Chordata, Ascidiacea, Stolidobranchia, Styelidae. Gene Ontology annotation, molecular function: cysteine-type deubiquitinase activity. Gene Ontology annotation, cellular component: cytoplasm. Gene Ontology annotation, biological process: protein deubiquitination; ubiquitin-dependent protein catabolic process. The record is from RefSeq and is a predicted model, not a curated record.
GUAUUAGACGACCUUUACCCCCCGACAGACAGGGGAAACUUUGGACAUUUCACACGUCGUUUUCGUACUGCAUCUCUUCCAACGUAAACGGCUUAGAUCUGUAGAUUGUAUUGUUUCUGCUGCGAGGUUUGACCAGACCUCAAUUGUUCUCUGAAGAUGUCGAAAUUACGAUGGAAGCCAUUAGAGGCCAACCCGGAUGUAAUGAAUAGCUAUUCGAAAGAAAUUGGCCUUUCGCCGGACUGGGAAUUUGUUGACGUUUAUGGAUUAGAUCGCGAUUCACUGUUAUAUCUUCCGCAACCUUGUUGUGCUUUCAUAUUACUUUUUCCGAUAACCGAAAAAUAUGAGAUUUUUUGCAAAGAAGAAAAAGAGAAACAGAAAGACUUACAGAACUCAAGUGUAUCGGUAUACUUUAUGAAGCAAACUAUAGGAAAUGCUUGUGGAACUAUCGGUUUGCUUCACAGUUUUGGAAACAAUCAAUACAGGGAAGAUUUUGUCAAAGAAGGAUCUAUUCUGAAAUCAUUGUUAGACGCUUCCAGUAAUCUAAGUCCGGAAGAAAAGGGAAAACUCCUUGAAAGCAAUGAGGAUAUGUGUAAAGCUCAUCAGAAGAGUGCAAGCGAGGGACAGUCAAGAGAAAUCAGUGCAGAUGAGGAAGUAAAUUUGCAUUUUGUUGCAAUUGUUCGUGUUGGUACCACAAUUUAUGAGUUUGAUGGCAGAAAACCUUUCCCUAUUGAUCAUGGUAAAUGUAAUGAAGAAAGUGAUUUCGUUCAUUGUGCUGCUGGAGUUUGUCUGAAGUUUAUGGCACGGGACCCAGAUGAAGCUAGAUUUACAAUUGUUGCUCUAUGUGCCAAACAAACAUAACAAUAUAAUAUGUCCUCUUCGCAUUAGAGUGUCAAAUAGUAAAUCAAACUGAUUCAAAACCUUUGAAGCUGUUGAAUGUUACACAGGGUUCCUCAGACAAUGUAGAAAAUAUUAUCACCCAUGUAGAUUUUGUAUGAAUUGGCAUAAAUUCAGCUUUGUUGCUGUAAUCCAGCAGCCGACAAGAAAGAUAGCCUAUAGCUAGUUUUUUGCAAUUGUUGACAUGUAAAAUCAAACUGUUCAAAUCAAGCACUGUUCAUACAAAUUUUGUGUUACCUGUAUCCCAAUAAUAAGGCCAUUGUCCAAAUGAGUUUACUUUAAAUGUUAACAUAUGACUAAUAAUGAUGCAUGUUAUUAUUUUCUGCUGAACCGGUAGUUUACUGUUCCUUUUUGAAUAGUUUAAAUGCACCCAACUUUAUACUGUUAUGUUAUACCAUCCUGUUAACAUUAUUUCAAUUCAAUCGUUAUACCCUCUAAUUAAAGUUCAAUUCUUCGGAGUCAUUUUUUAUUUAAAGGUAUUUUUGCUUCAGA